AUAGAUUAAACAGUACAGCUUGUAUCCAUCAUGGUCCGUCGCUCCAGCCGCUCCCAUCGUACCACGCGCCGGUUUGGUUACUCUUCUCGUUGGGAGCCAUACACCACCAGAAAGGCUUCUAAACUCGUACCGGCCCCAGGCAGAAGGAAUGUGUCUACAGAACCAGUCAUUAUUGAGAAGGCCAAAGAGACAGUGAAGCAGUUGAAAGUUAAGUCUGUGGACCUUUGCGCUGAUGCCAACAAGAAGGCACAUCAUACCGACCUUUAUGAAGUUGAUGAACUCGUUCUCCGCAGGGGUCAGGUCAUGAACAUGAGCGUGACCUUUGACCGGGCAUACAACAGCGCCAAGGACACUCUAAGUCUUGAAUUGCUGAUGGGUAAUAGACCUAGUGUGUCUUACGGUAGCCGUGUUCCCAUCAGCUUGGUGACCCGUGCUCCACCCCCGGAUGACUUUGGUCUGCAGGUCCUCAGUUCAAGCGGCAACACAGUGACCAUGAAAGUUUUCCUUGCCUCUGAUGCUCUGAUUGGUGAAUACCAGGUGGUCGUUUGCACUCGGACAGAAAAGGAGGAAGAAUAUCGCUAUGAAUACGACGACAAUAUCAUCAUCAUAUUCAAUCCAUGGUGCAAGGCGGACGAUGUGUUCAUGGAGAAAAAUGACUGGCGUAACGAAUAUGUGAUGAAUGAAGACGGUGCAUAUUUCUUUGGAACUAAGGAUAUACAAGGAAGGUCUGAUUGGUACCAGGGGCAGUUUGAAGCAGUAUCGCUGGAGUGUGCCCUUCAGCUUUUGCAUAAGUCUGGUAUCUCAUAUCGUCAUCGUUCUAGUUCUAUAGAAGUCUGUAGGGUUCUUUCUGCUAUGACCAAUAGCCAGGAUGAUGACGGUAUUCUGGUUGGUAACUGGAGUGGUGAUUAUGAAGGAGGAACAGCACCUACGGCGUGGGAGAGUAGUACUAGUAUCUUGGAAGAGUACAUGGCCACCGGGUCUCCUGUCUGUUAUGGACAAUGCUGGGUCUUUGGAAGUCUUCUUACGACCUUGUGCCGUACCCUGGGCAUCCCCUGUCGAACCAUCACAAACUUUGAGUCGGCCCAUGACAGCGACGCUAAUCUCACCCUAGAUUACCAUUUUGAUGAAGAAGGAUUUUCCAAGAGUGAUAUGGAUGAUGAUAGCAUCUGGAACUUCCAUGUAUGGAAUGAUGUAUGGAUGGCUCGCCCUGAUUUGCCUGAUGGAUAUGGAGGAUGGCAAGCACUGGAUGCUACGCCUCAAGAAACAAGCCAUGGUUCAUUCCGAAUGGGACCAGCUUCGUUGAAAGCUAUCAAGCAGGGUGCAGUAUACUUGGAUUAUGACACCAAGUUUGCUUUCGCUGAAGUCAAUGCUGAAACGGUCUACUGGACUGUACCCAAUAAUCCUCGUUCGCCUCCUGAAGUAAUUACUACAGAUCCAUCUGGAGUUGGAAAGAAAAUCAGUACCAAGUCUGUUAACAGUUACCUUCGUCAUGACAUCACUGAGGAGUACAAGUACCCAGAAGGUUCAUCUUUGGAGAGGAUCUCGGUGUUCAAUGCAAGCCGUCACGUCAAGAAGAACAAGAACUUCCGCAAAGACAUCAAACAAGAUGUGGAGUUCCAGAUUGUCAUGCCGGAUGAAACCAUGAUCGGAAGUGAAUUCUCAGUCAAGGUGAUUGCAACCAACAAGAGCAAUACAACCCGAUCCGGUUCUGUGACCCUGACAGGAAGUACUAUCUACUACACAGGGGUCAGGAAGACCAAGGUCUAUUCCUCCAGGAGGUCAUUCAGCAUGAAAGCUGGAGAGACUGAGACUGAGACAUACACCUUAGAUGUUAGUGAUUACCUGACUGAGCUGACCGAGUAUUCUGGUUUUACUUUCUUUGCCAUGGCACGUGUGACCCAGACACAACAAGUCUUCAGCUCUAAGAAGGACUUUGUGCUUACCAAACCUACCUUGGAUCUCGCCACCUCUGAUGUCUUGAAGGUUGGCAAACCAUUGAGUUUGUCCAUCACAUUCACUAAUCCCUUGGAUAGGUCUGUCCUUAAUGGUCAGUUCCGCAUUGAAGGACCUGGAAUAGAAGGAUUCAAGGUGGAUAAAUUCAGAGCAAUCAAGCCACAUGAGACUGUGACUCACAAAGUGAAGCUUGUUGCAAAGAGGGCAGGCAAACGCAAGUUCCUUUCCAAUUUCAGCUCUGAUGUCUUGAUCGGCCUCAAAGGAAACACUACCCUUGAAAUUUCUGCCUAGACUAGACGUUAUGCAUUCCAUACCCAGGGCCUGGUUCCACAAAAGUUGUAAAAAUGAUUGUCAUUGAUACUUGUCUAUUGAGAACAAUAUCCAACAUUGAACUCGAUUGAUUACAAACCGUUAUGAAAUAGGUCCUCGGUAAAGUUAAAAUACAAUAUGGAUGUGAUAGAUUGCAUUUUUAUGGUGAAAUAAAUUUCAUAAUCCUGAUUACAGUCUAUUGAAAUAAGUUCUGUAUGUUUUAUGCAUUCUAUUCAAAUCAAGGUAUGGUGUUGUCGGGGACCAUGUAUAGUACAUUGAUCAUCACAAAUCUGAAACAUUCCAAGUCUUUAAAUGGUAACCAUUUUUUUUAAGAAUUGAUUUUCAAUCUCUAUAAUAAACAUAUUCAUUUAGAUAUGUUGUAUCUGUUGCUUAGCCAAGGAAAUUUCAUUUUUACUUUCAUAGUCUGUAAACUCACCUAAAAUAGUGAUACAUCCUUUUGAUAAAAUAGAUAACAACUGCUGUUCUUUUUUAAUGUUUAGGCUGCAAUCUUAUAUAUGUCAUUUUUCCUAUUUUACAAAGCUGAAUUCAAAGCAGGAUUUGAAGAAUAUAUGCAAAAGAAACGUUACAAUGAUACAAUCCAGUCAAUUAAGUGUGUUGAAUAUAUAUAUUAUAUUCAGGGUUAGAAGUAGGAAGCUUCGAGAUAUGAAAUAUUUUCGAUUCAAUGAUGUUCUUAAUAUUAUUAAAUGCGUGUGGGUGAUUUAGGUGUAUUUUUAAUGGCAAUGAGAUUUCGCACAAAGUGUGAUGCACAGUUUUUUGUGUAAAUUUAGUGUAAUUCUUGUAGUGUCAGGUAUUUGGCAUUAGUGCAAAAUAUAUAGCAAUAGUAUAUGCAAAUUCUGGUUCAGGAAAAUUCAGGCAAAUUUUUAUAUGAACCUGAUAUUUUUGGUACGCUGGCAACAAUCAAGUUUAGUGACGUGUGUAGGGUUGUAUUUCUCAUUGUGUCAUUUUACUGCUAGAUCAUGCAAGUAUUCUUAAGUACUGUGACUAUGUUUUUAACGCAAGUGAUAAUAUUGGUAAAUCUUAUAUUUGAAUAUGUUGAAGUUUAGUAGUUUUAAUAGAUCUGUGUGAUGACCAUGUUUUUUUCUGUUAGAUGUGAUUUUUUCUGAUUUCAUUACUUCCUGUGCACUCGUUAUAAUCUUUAUUUUUAAUGAAUAAAUAGAAUGACCGACUGUCCUUUGAAUAUAAGCUAUUCAAUUGGAACACAAUUCCGUUGCAGAUUAAAUUCAUAUCUGUUCCUGUGAAAGAAUUUCAUGAAUUGAAAAAUAUUUUAAUACCAACAAUAUAUGAGAGCAUUAUAGUGUUAAUUAUUUUAACCAUUGUCACCUUGUUGAAAAAAUGAAUGAAGCCUGGGACUUUUAUAAUGUAUAGCCUGUUUUUAUUACUCCUUUUCGAAGCAGCUGUUAGGUUCCUUUUUAAACUACGCAUAUAUUAACACUGUGCAGCUGGUCCACUCAAGCAUUCUCUUAAAAACGUUCAACAACAGUAUUUUAAAUUGUAGAAUAUAGUGUCUUUAUAGAUAGGCACUGUGUGUGCUAUCUAUAACCCUAUAAACAUCUACUUUAUUAAGGUUUUUUAAAAAAAGAAAAAGAAUAUCUUUUAGAUAGUGAAUACACAAAAAAGUUUGUAUCUUUGUUACAGAACACGAAUAGUGCGUGGUUUGAUUGGUGAAGGGGACCAAUAAAAUAAAAUUAAAAAUCUGCAAA
This is a messenger RNA of Lytechinus pictus (painted urchin), 3983 nucleotides long. RefSeq names its product protein-glutamine gamma-glutamyltransferase K-like. Gene Ontology annotation, molecular function: protein-glutamine gamma-glutamyltransferase activity. The record is from RefSeq and is a predicted model, not a curated record. Gene Ontology annotation, biological process: peptide cross-linking. NCBI's taxonomy places the organism in Eukaryota, Metazoa, Echinodermata, Echinoidea, Temnopleuroida, Toxopneustidae. Bases 31 to 2244 code for a protein of 737 amino acids. The transcript is spliced from 15 exons.